This is a messenger RNA of Salpingoeca rosetta, 1081 nucleotides long. RefSeq lists its product as uncharacterized. The record is from RefSeq and is a predicted model, not a curated record. Bases 135 to 1031 code for a protein of 298 amino acids. Lineage: Eukaryota; Choanoflagellata; Craspedida; Salpingoecidae. The transcript has 7 exons.
GUGGAAACCACAAAUAGCUUUCGGUGUCUGCGGAAGCUGAUGAGCUGUUUUGGACUCUCUUCCCCCCCUCUUUCCUCCUCUUCCUCUUGCUUGCCCUUUGCUUUUAUCCCUGAUCUCUUUGUGUCGAGUGUGGCAUGACAUUUUCGUGUCGGCUGUGUGGUGGUGGAGGCAGAGUUGGUGGUUGGUCGUUGCUUGGUGGUGGGCGCGUGUGCCCGGCAUGCCAGGGCGAAGGGCAGGUAGCCCUGAAGCAGCGUGCGUGCCCCGCAUGCAAAGGGCGUGGGAAGACGGGAUCGUGGACAUCAACACAAUGCCGUGCCUGCGGUGGUCGAUGCUACCUCCAACACAAACUGUAUCGAUGCCAGGGCUGUAGUGGGACGGGGCACACUGGACGGCUGUUUUGGAAAUCCGGCUGCGGCAUGUGCGAUGGGCGCGGCUAUGUUGACGGCAAACAGCACGUGUGCAUCAUGUGCAGUGGCUCACAGCGUGUCCGAAACGGGGUCUUCGGCACAAAGUCAUGCCCUGCCUGUCUUGGGUACGGGCUCGUUGUCGGACAGCAACACAUCUGUAAGGCCUGUGCCGCAUCGGGACUGCGCCGUGACGAGCCAUGCCCAAUAUGCAGUGGACGGUGUUAUGUUCCAUUUGAGCAGAUGGAAUGCACGGGGUGCACUGGGUCUGGAAGGAACACGGGCUGGUUGACGGACUCGCCGUGCCAGCAGUGCGCCGGUGCUGGCUUCAUGCCAUUACGACCCGUGCUCGAGGCGUCAGACUUUUCUUCCGACGAAGACAUGAUCGAUGCGUCUCAUUCCAGUGGCAGCGACAGCACCGUCGUCCAUGGACUGCCACACCACCACCGCAACCACAAAGACAACCGCCGCCGUUCCAGUAGAUCAUCAGCCACAGCGACAGCCCGAUCAGAGCCUCCCUUGUACACGCAGCGUCGCUUCUGGCUCUUGCUCACCUUUAUCGUCAUCAUCGCCACGAUCAUCUCCUUCCUCAUCCAACCAACACCAGCACCAGCGCCAGCCACUUAGCCGAAUGUCGUUUAAAUUAUCCAAUAAAUUUCCGGAAUCCGGGCAGACGU